This is a messenger RNA of Arabidopsis arenosa, 695 nucleotides long. The record is from the annotation of a GenBank genome assembly. NCBI's taxonomy places the organism in Eukaryota, Viridiplantae, Streptophyta, Magnoliopsida, Brassicales, Brassicaceae.
UCAUUCCAACACAAAGAAAAAAGAGAGAGAUUAAAAUUAGAUUGAGAACUCCCUCGUGAUCAUGGCCAAAGAAGGAGAACAUUCCGGAGCUAAGGAAGUGAAACUUACCAAACCCAAAAUCUCCUUGUCGGAUCUCACCUUUGUCAUUUACGUAACUACCGUAAAAAAGACAUCAUCUUCUUGCAAUCAUUACACGGAGAAAGAAUUUAAGAAAUGUGGUGCGGAGCUAGAGUGUGGCUCCAAUGAUCGGUUCCAUAUACAAGUCGGAAACUUGAGUCAUAGGGGAAUCUCCAAGUCUAGUAUGGCUGGUGUAGAAAUCAAGUGCGAAGUCAUUUAUAAGGAUGAUUGGGAAGACGGCGGCUUCAUAAUCUUUGAUGCUCGAAGGCCAGUAGACACAAACUUUGGAUGGCUGAACAACAAUCUUUUAGCUCCAAAGAGCUUAUAUCGCGGCCUAGUCGCCGAAAUCGAGCUGAGUUUCAACAGCGAGUUAUUGGACAAGAUCGACCUUCAGAUUUUCCACCGAGGCGAAGGAAGAUAUUUUUCACUUGACGAUACUCUUAGUUAUCUUCAAUGUUUUUACCUCUAUUAAAUCUAACUAUUGAUUAUGCAAAGCCUAUGAAAUUUUUUAAAAGUACAAUUUGUAUACAUUGGUUAAUGAUAUGAUAUUUAAAUAAUAAUAAAAAUUUUACCUAAAU